Capronia coronata CBS 617.96 is the source of this 813-nucleotide messenger RNA. RefSeq lists its product as uncharacterized. Gene Ontology annotation, cellular component: endomembrane system; membrane. The record is from RefSeq and is a predicted model, not a curated record. The transcript has a single exon. Lineage: Eukaryota; Fungi; Ascomycota; Eurotiomycetes; Chaetothyriales; Herpotrichiellaceae. Bases 1 to 813 code for a protein of 270 amino acids.
AUGGCCGAUUCCACAUCUCCUUCGAGAUCAACACCAACACCGACAUCGAUAUCUCCUUCAGCGACAUCUCGCCAAAUGAACACCCUCAUCCGAAAACAUCCUCUCCAACGCCUCCCCUCCCCAUCCCGCACCACCUCGGCCGCCAUCCACAUCAUCGGCCUCUCCAGCUUCCUCUACUCAUUCAGCUAUCUCAGCACGCACCCAAACCACAUCAACCAAGCCUACGGCUGGCAUUUCCAGUACCUGACGAUCAUCGGCCUAGCGCUAGCGACGGCGACCUUCACGCUCGGCCUCCUCGCAGACCUGACGCUCUCGGCUCGCCUGUUCGCCGCGAAGAAUGUGCUGUCCAUGUGUUCCGCGCCCAUGGAGGUCCUGAUCACCCUGCUGUACUGGGGCCUCCGGGCGAUCGAUCCGCAGCUGGUGGUGCCGAAGGAACUGGAGCUGCCGUUCGGCGUCGACGCGAGUUUCCACCUGGCCCCCGGGGUGUUUUUGCUGUCGGAUCUGCUGCUGCUCAGUCCGCCCUGGACGAUCGGUGUGUUGCCGGCCGUAGCGCUGAGUGGUGCGAUCGCUUGCGUCUACUGGUAUUGGAUCGAGAUGUGUUACCAGGUUAACGGGUUCUAUCCGUAUCCGCUGUUCGAGGUGUUGUUGCCGGCGCAGAGGGUCGUGUUGUUUGCGGGCAGUGCGGUGUUGAUGGCGGCGAGUACGGCGGUGUUGAAGUCGCUUCAGGGAAGAAUCAAUCGUGGCUUGGAGGGGAGGAAGGAAAGGGAAGGGAAGGACGGAAGGGGGGUGGAGAGGCCGGGGAAUGUUAGUUAA